Molecule: messenger RNA, 2660 nt
Organism: Dothidotthia symphoricarpi CBS 119687
Lineage: Eukaryota; Fungi; Ascomycota; Dothideomycetes; Pleosporales; Dothidotthiaceae
Product: AAA-domain-containing protein
Exons: 2
Coding region: 96-2315 (739 amino acids)
Biological process (GO): ribosome biogenesis
Cellular component (GO): nucleus
Molecular function (GO): ATP binding; preribosome binding; RNA binding
Source: RefSeq, a predicted model, not a curated record
CUGCACUCCACAAACUUGGGACUAGUCGGCCUCUCACCCUCCACUCGCUACUACUAGAAAUCACCUAAUCACUCACCUACUCACCGGUCUUCGACAUGGUCUCUCGCGGUCGUCCCUCUCUGCAACAGGGUCUGGAUCGAGAAGUGUACCAAGUGGUGCGCAAGUAUCUGGACGAGAAGAACGAGUCGCCGCUCAAGUUGCGCGUUUCCACAGUCUAUGACUACCUGCAUCGCUCAAAUUCUAGCUUGAAGAGGAGACCAAAGAAGCAGCUGGAGGAUUCAAUAGAGCGAGUAAUCGAUGUCAUGCGUGAGGACGAAAGUUCUGGAGAAGAUGAGAUGGCUGGGUUUGAGGGUGAUUUGAUGGGGGAGCCAAAAGAUGACAGGAAAGGGCAAGAGAAGGAAGUCGAUUGGAUGAACCGCCAGAUUGUGAAUCAGUGGGCAGGCGUACCCGCGGCAAACGGCGAGAAGAGCGAAAAGGCCAAGAAGAGGGACGCAGCGAAGACCAACGGUGAGCGUGAAAGCAAGCGACUAAAGAAAACCGAGUCGAAGUCUUCGAAAGUCGACACCACACCACCUACCGGGCUCACUCUUGAAGACCUUGGCGGCGUAGACAGUGUCAUCGGUCAGCUGAAAGAGCAUCUGGUUCUCCCCCUGCUUUGUCCCGAGGAGUACGUCAAUCGAGAAAUUCCCAUACCUCGCGGUAUUCUCCUCCACGGCCCCCCCGGAUGCGGUAAAACGGCAAUCUGCCGAGCCGCUGCAGCAGAGCUUGGCGUGCCAUUCAUCGAGAUCCUAGGCCCUUCUGUUGUGUCCGGCAUGUCAGGGGAGUCGGAGAAGCAAAUUCGCGAAAUCUUCGAGAAAGCGAAAGAAGUCGGCCCCUGUCUGAUAUUCAUUGAUGAGAUCGACGUCAUUGCGCCAAAAAGAGACAAUGCACAGAGUCAAAUGGAGAAGCGCAUUGUGGCCCAGCUGCUGGUCUCCAUGGACAGUUUGUCUAUGGAAGGAAACGAUGGGAAACCGGUCAUCGUUCUCGCUGCAACGAAUCGGCCGGACAGCUUGGACCCUGCCCUGCGACGCGGUGGUCGCUUCGAUACUGAAAUCAACAUGGGCGUCCCCAAUGAGCCGAUGCGAGAGAUGAUCUUAAAAGCGCUCACCCGGAAGCCGCGGCUGUCAGAAGACGUGAACCUGCCAAUACUUGCAAAGAGAACUGCAGGCUUUGUUGGCGCCGAUCUGAAAGACCUAGUCAGUAAAGCAGGCACAUGGUCUAUGGACCGUUAUCGGGAGGCAUUGGAGAAGCAGGCUGCCGAAGCAGAAACCGAGAUGGAAAUCGACGAUGGAAUGAACAAGACACCACUCCCUGAGCACAUUCGAUCGUGGAGGCGGCUCGUCAAACGAGUACGAGACAAAGAAGUGCCACGUCCGCCCGGCUUCGAGAACACGGUCAUCACGAUGCAAGCAUUCACCGCCGUCCUGCCCACUAUCGUUCCAUCUUCCAAGCGAGAAGGCUUUGCGACAGUGCCAGAUACUACAUGGCAGGAUGUUGGUGCGCUCAAGGGUAUUCGAGAGGAGCUUGAAAUGGCCAUCAUCGAACCCAUCAAGAACCCUGAGCGCUUUGCUAAGGUUGGUAUCACCUCCGCCACGGGGGUACUUCUAUGGGGCCCGCCUGGUUGCGGUAAGACACUGCUCGCCAAGGCGGUAGCUGCGGAAUCGAAAGCGAACUUCAUCAGUGUAAACGGGCCGGAAUUGCUCAACAAGUACGUCGGCGAAUCUGAACGUGCGAUUCGGCAAGUCUUCACACGCGCCCGCUCCUCUGUCCCCUGCGUAAUAUUCUUCGACGAGUUCGAUGCCCUCGCUCCAAAGCGCUCCACCGAAAUGCACGAAGCCUCCGCUCGCGUCGUAAACACGCUCCUCACCGAAGUCGACGGCCUUGGCAUGCGCGCGGGCAUCUACCUUAUCGCCGCUACCAACCGCCCCGAGAUGAUUGACGAGGCCAUGCUGCGCCCUGGUCGUCUGGAGACACGCCUGUACAUCCCGCUACCCAAGCCAGAAGAACGUGUCGAUAUCCUCAAAGCGCUUAUCCGGCAGAAAGCCGUCAUGGACCCCAAUAUGGCGGAGUUUGCAAACAGGGAGGCGUGUGAGAAUUUCAGCGGUGCGGAUUUGGAGGCCCUGCUUAGACGGUCCGGGCAAUGUGCGCUUAAGCGCCGCUCAGAUGUUGUUGAAGAGAAGGAUCUUGUGGAGGCCGCGAGGACGAUUAGUCCUAGUGUGGGGGAUAUUGUGAAGUACGAGAAGUUACGGAAGAGGUUCGAGACGAGCUUGUGGUGAUUCGAUGUUUUGGUUUGGAUGUGAGGAGGGUGUUAGGGUGUGUAUGGUGUGGCUAUUUUGAAUGGGCCGCGGCACAAUCGAUGCAAGAAGUUGUUGUACGAGACCUUAUAGUCACAGCAUGGGCAGAGUUAUUCUUCUUCAUCGUUUUCCUACCCGGUAAGUCUCUUGAUACGGAGAAGUCAAACGAGAUCAGGAUGAAUACGGCUGGGAGGUAUGAUAAUAUUACCUGCUCCAAUGCUGAUGGCGUAAACACUUUAACGAGGUUGAUUAAUUAACCACUCCUCUUAAUCGGUUGCGGUUUCGCGGAUGUAAGAUCAAGCAAAGCCAGGCAGUUGCACUUAGAAU